UGUGCGCGAAUCUCUAUCAGUCGGCGACGGAGUUGCCUGGUGGUUGCACCGUGGGUAGUAAGUGCGCGCGUCGACGCGAUCAGCUCGAUUCGAUUAAACUCCGUCUGCUACGCUGCAGCCCUCGUUCUCCGCGAAUAAGGUGAGACCUCGUACUGUGGCUCGUUAUGUCGAGUGUCAUCAUCCCCUCGCGCGUAUGUUAGAGUCGCGUGUGAGACACGAAUCAGGAUAAACGCGAUUCACACGUUUACCGAUGUACUCCAGAGACACGUAGAAUCAUAUCGCAAUUGGCCGCCUCCCAUUCGUAUGUCUGCUCACGGCCUGGGUGCAAAAGAUAAUUGAAAGAAACCUUGUGACGUUUUUUUGCGACAAUUCUGUGCAUACGAACAGCGAGAUAAGUACACACUGUUCCAGAAUAUCAUCGUUCUUGUGCAAAAGACAGAUGUACAAAUCUUGCGGAUACACAUCGGAUACGAUCUUUUACGUAUUUAAAAUCUAAAAUUUUUAAGAACAAGAAACCUCAACGAAAUAGUAAAUCUGCGAAAUACGGCGGCUGCUCGAUGAUCAUCUUUUCUUGUCAAGGGAAAGACGAAGAAGCUAGGGAUGAAGAGAACGAUGAUUCGAGAAAAGACAGUUGUCUAUAUCGCUAUCAGCGAUGUCGUAUGACAAAAAUAGGCGACAAGUGGCAAACAGUUGAGACGUUCUUCUUGACAAGGAUAAACCAAUCACAAAAUAUAACGAAAUUAAUAGAAGAGCGACGGAACUCACGAUAUCAUGUGGGAUCACUUUUGAUCUCUCAUGAUUCUGAAAAAAGCGUGAUCACGACAACAUGAUGUGGAAGGCGAAAUGGUCACGCUUCACCGAGUGCUUCUGCCGACGUCCUGGCCUUGUUCUGAUUCUGCUGCCAUGUUUGAUCGUUAUCACUCUCUACCUUGUUUCUAGCGAUGAGUAUGAAUUUGAUGUCUUACAAUAUCCGUCCUUCAAGUCAUACAACGUCGUUGAAGGUAUGGUGGACGGUUACCUCGUAUGGAAUCCGAAAUGUCAUAUGGUCUCCAAAAAGCCUUUGGAUCCGUCCAUCGUAAAAUUUGUGAGGAAGGAAAAACUGGAAAAAUGUCCCAAUGAUCGCGUCUUCUCGCAAAUUUCAAGGGAACCUAAUGGCAGCGUGUUUCUUUCCAUCGAUCCUGCCAUAAAGACUAUGCAUAGCAACGUCGCCUGCUGCUGGUCCUCCGUAGUCAGACCUAAAGUGGAUAGGCCGAAGAAGGACAACUAUGACUCUACGAUAUCAGUCAAGCAGUGCGAGAACUUGACGGAAUAUGUGGUACUUCCGCGCGAAAUAGAGGUAGCGUAUGUAUCAUGCAAGGCAAAGACGAAGGCAAAGCCUAAAGCAAAGACGAAGAAUAUAAAGCUAACGAAUACGAUAUAUGAGAACGUUCACGCUAUCUUGAAUCCUGAAAAGGUACGCGAACGUAUAGACUACAAUGGCAGUCAAUCCGGGAAUUUUUCAAGAAAGCUGAGUGUUCUCUUCCUCGGUAUCGACAGCGUUAGUCGAUUAAACUUUUACCGAACUAUGCCAAAAACCGAGAGAUAUCUACGCGAAACUGGCUGGAUUGGCCUGAAGGGCUAUAACAAGAUUGGCGACAAUACGUUUCCGAAUCUAAUGGCGAUUUUGACUGGUCAAACGCCACAACAGGCAUACUCGCGGUGCAAGCCAACAGUGGCCUACAAGCUCGAUAAUUGUCCCUUUCUCUGGCAUAACUUCCGUAAUGCCGGCUAUGUCACGGCCUACGGCGAAGACGAGACCAUCCUUAACACGUUCAACUACCUGAAGGUUGGCUUUGUCGAGCCGCCUACGGAUUACUAUUUAAGACCCUAUAUGCUGGCCAGUGAGAAACUUCUCAAAAUCAAGAAAAGAUUCAAUAUGAAGUACUGUACUGGUCCUGAAUUGAGCUUUGAACGGAUCUUCAAUUAUGCUGUAAACUUUGCUCAAACUUUCAUUGGUGUACCAUAUUUCGGUUUCUUCUGGACAAACACGAUCAGUCACGAUAACAUGAAUAGCAUUUCAUCGAUGGAUACUCGUGUGUUGAAGAGAUUUGAAUUUUUAGAACAAGAAGGAAUACUAAAUGAUUCGAUGAUAGUCUUCCUAAGCGAUCACGGCAUGCGCUGGGGAGAGUUUCGCAACACCUUUGUUGGUUGGUACGAGGAAAGAUUGCCGUACAUCUACAUCUGGUUGCCUGAAUGGUUCCGUCGAGAGAAUCCUGAGACCCAUCAAGCUCUCGUGGUGAAUCAGAAUCGAUUCACAUCACCGUUCGAUCUCUACGAAACAUUGCGAAAUAUUCUUGUCAUUGGAGGUGGCGAUGCUGAUUCUAGUCCAGGAUGUUCUACCUGUCAAUCCCUUUUUGCGCCUAUUUCCAGAAAAAGGGGCUGCCAGGACGCAGGUGUGGCUUAUCAUUGGUGCACUUGUACAGCCUUCAAGUCGAUUAACGUCAAUGAUAAGAUUGUCACUGGUGGUUUGCAAAAAUUCCUGGACCAUGUUGAGAGCAUUGUAAAAAGUUACAAAGAUAAAAAAGGCCGGCGAUUGUGUGCACGACUCAAGUUGAAGAAAGUGCACCGGGUUGAUCAGGUAAUCGAUUUUGGUACGGAUGGCCCGUCUAGCGUCGCAUAUUUCUACAUGAUUCAGACAACACCUGGCAACGGCAAUUUUGAAGUAACCAUAAGAUAUCACGGUGACGGCAAUUACACUGUAUCCGAUAGCGAAGUCAGCAGAAUCAAUCCUUAUUCUAUGAGUGCCAAGUGUUUGAAUCACGGUAUGAAGCAGUACUGUCACUGCAUGAAGUAAACUGUACGAGCCUAAGAAAUAUUAGGUUUGAAUACGUUGUCGCAACUUUAUACUUUAUUAGUGAAUGACUUAAUCGCUUCAGAAACGAGUCAACUUUUUUAAAUUAGAAAAUCGAUGACUUAGGAAAAAAGCGUUUUUCAAAUUAAAAAUAUAUAGAGUCAAUAAAAAAUUAUUUAGACAUUACUUUAAAUAACUUUUAUGAAACUCAAGAAAUAUCUCGACGCGUUUGAUGUAUUGCAAUAAGCUUUACUUUUAUGAUAUGUGUUUUUUUCAUGUCCUUCUACGAUCGAUUAAACUUUUACUUUAUAAAUGCUUUAUUCAAUAUGUAUUGUGCAACGAUUCCGAAUCGAUUUUAGUUUAACACGCAAAUGUGUGAGGUAUAUUUUUGUUGAUAUGCUUGGUACAUAUCAAAUACAAAAGUUGAUUACCUCAUCUCAAGGAACUAGGGACCUGAGUAUGAGUAUACAUGAACAUAUUUUUGUUUACUAAAAAUAGCUUCCUAAAAAUUGUUCUAAAGCCACAACUUACUAUUUAAAAAAUAAAGGAUAAUAUUAAUGAAUUUAAUUCAUUGAUCUUUCUAAAUAAAAUUAUUGUUAACAAAUGGAAAUUUAAUAUAAGCUAAAUGUCAAAAAUUAUAAAUGAUAAAAAAAUAUGCCUCAUUUGUUACAACAACGACAUAAUUCGAAAAACAAAAUUUUCCGAUUUGAAUGUUUUAAAUCAUUAAAAUUUUGUAAUGUGAUUUUUAAAUAAAAUUUUGGUAUAACCCAGGAGAUAGUAGAAAAGUAACAUAUUGUAACAUUACCGUUAUUGUUACUCUAUUUCAUAACAAUUAUUGCUUUUUUGUCUGUAAUAAUGGUAAUGUCUUUAUAUUUUCACAGUAACAAACUUUGUUGUUUUUUUAUUGUUAUUUUGGUUUCUUAUUAUCUUUAUACCUAUUCAAUAGAUUGGAGCACUUUUUCAAUAUGCACAUACACAUAGUAAUCGGCGUGCUAGAUCAAAGGUUAUGUACAAAAUAAAUGCAAAUAUAAAAAUUAUUUUUUUAUAUUUUAUAAUAUCUUUAAAUAUUAUAAAAUAUUUUGUAGCUUGUAUUUUAGGCUGUAUUCUGAUAGUCAUUACCAAUGAAAGAUACUAAGGUUAGUUAACACGUUAACUGCCACGCCGGUCCCCCUAGGAACCGUCGCUAGAAUUUCCGUUCAGGUUUCACCGGUCCGUACGAACCGGCGGCAAACUUCUUGUUAUCACCGCGCGCGUGUCGAUCCUUGCGUACUUAUGAGACUAAACAUUUUUUUAAUUUAGGCGACAUCGGUUUUUGUUUAGUCAAUGUUUUAAGGAAAAGAAUAUAAUACUUAAAACAUUAAUGUAAUUUAUUAAAACAAGAAAAACAAAGGUGAGGUUUGUUUGUACAUUCAUUACAGAAGGUUGUAACUUUUUGCGUUACAUUUUUUGUUAUUUUUAAUACGAAUCCAAAAGUAUUUAUUACAAUUGGAAAAAGUCAGGCUCUCGAGUGCAACUCAUUUGCAAGUGGAGAGGAAAACAAACGAAGACAAGCCCCAGUCCUCAAGUCGGGUUACAUUACCUGACAUUUGUUUCCACUCUAGCUCGCUUAUCGACGAGUGGUCCGGAAGGGCCUGCUUGACGGCUAACUGUGGCGUGAACGGAACGGCAGGUAAAACUGGCGUGGCUGUUAACGAAUUUUCAAUUAAAAAUUUUUACAUUUAAAUCUAAGAGAUUUAUCAUAAAAAUAAAUAUUGUAUCAAUUAUUAGUUGCCUUAGACUAUCCGAUAUUUUAAUAAAAAUAAAAAUUAAUAAUUCAUAUAAAGAAUUAAUAUUCUUCAAAUAAUCACAUUAUUCAAAAAGUCAGUCAUUAUUCGUGCGAUCCCAAGCAGAACAGGGAGUCAUUACGACGUCAAAAUGAUGUCAAAGUUACUAUAAAAUGAUCAUAAAAGUCAUUUUUCGAUUAACUAGUGUUGUGUCGCAUUAUUCUGCAUGAAUAGAUAAUUUUGUCUUUGUUUCUUGUAAGGUUUAACAUAUAAAAUAAUAACUUCUUUAAUAUAUUAAAAUGUUAUAGGCAAGUAAGAAAAUAAUGGUUUCAGACUUUUAGGAAAAUAGCUUUUAAAUAAACAAAUGCUAUCUGUCUGGUGAAUAGCUUUCAUCCUUUUAUUUGUAUUCAUAUAUGAUUUUUGAAGGCAAAUAACAUUUACCUGAACUACUUAGGAAAAUGAAAAUAAAAUUUAAUUUAUAGUUAAAAUACAAUAUAGUGGAAAAAUUCAAAUAUAUGAGAGUAAAAAUCGAGUAGGUAUAACUUAAUC
This is a messenger RNA of Solenopsis invicta (red fire ant), 5142 nucleotides long. RefSeq lists its product as uncharacterized. NCBI's taxonomy places the organism in Eukaryota, Metazoa, Arthropoda, Insecta, Hymenoptera, Formicidae. The record is from RefSeq and is a predicted model, not a curated record. The transcript has 5 exons. The coding region runs from base 827 to 2833 and encodes 668 amino acids.